Molecule: messenger RNA, 786 nt
Organism: Suillus subaureus
Lineage: Eukaryota; Fungi; Basidiomycota; Agaricomycetes; Boletales; Suillaceae
Exons: 3
Coding region: 92-697 (201 amino acids)
Source: RefSeq, a predicted model, not a curated record
UGUAUUAAAGGCGGAGGGCAACGUACAAUUUGAAAGCAACAUCCAUCAGUUCACCACAGCAUCACAUAUCCUUACUUUCUGUCCAUCUAUCAUGUCCAAUUCGCCCAAUGGCAGUGUUGAAAUCUUAGGUGUAAUCGCGAACCCGCUGACUGUGCUUAAAAAGACUAUAGACACUAUACAGGAAAUCAUCCCUGGGGCAGACGAUAACCUUAAGGAAAAGUUCCACUGGAUCAACUGUUCCCUCAAGAAUGUUACUCAAUUCAACUACACGGUUGUAGACAACUAUUUUUCCUCGGGCCGCUACUGGAAAGCACCCGAAGGCGAUAAACCGUUCUCUUCAGCGACGUUCUCUUGCUGCAAUGGCGAUGGUGCCAUCACAGGCACAACAGGGGGCACAGCGUUCAAUCUGUGGCUUGACUCUCAGCAAUCGUUCGAUUUUGCAGUGGGCUGGACGGACCCGCUCGUAGGCUCGGUGAAAGCUGGAGUCGUGGAAUCCGCCAAAGCCGAGGCCGGCUAUGAGGCGGCCUCCAGUGAAGGAGGGCAUAUUCAGUCCAAGAACCUCUACAUGGGAAAGGACGAGAAAGGCAACCCUGCGAAGUUCUAUAUUCAGGUCUCAGCUUCACCAGGCAAGGAUCCUAUGUCGUUUGUAGUACAGCAGGUUCCCUACGUGGCUGAGGAUGGCCAGGACAAGUACUAGUACAAGCUUACCUUAGGAGGGGUUGUACGAUCAUGUACACAAAGUGAAGCUGGGCAUUCAGGAAAAACAAUGGCUUAGUAAUUAGUGAU